AUGGUCGGUUUUAAAAGAAAUCAUCAUGGAUAUAGCGAUGCAAGCGAACUUGAGUGUAACUGAACAGGCUUUGAAAACCAAGUCGGCUCUUAUUUCGUGAAAAAAUUUAAAGUUGCAGACCAUGGUGAUCGGAAGCUUCCCAGUGGGAAAAAUAUUCAUGUUUGGCGUGAAACGGGCCAGCAAACCAUUUGGUGAUCUUUUAAUGUGGGUGGGCAAGCACCAUCCAUUUAUCCGGCAAUACGUUAUCCAGCCGCCAGCCCAGCUUUAUAACAACUUUGAGGUCCGUGCAAAAAUGCGGAUCCUGCGAUUGAAGCAGCCCAAGCGGAUUCCACGUCUCUCACCUCCAAUCGCCACCAGAUUGGGCGCCGAUAUGCUGAGUGAGGCCAUCGUGUUUGGCAUUGGUCUGGGUCUCAUUUACUACGAGGUUUCUAAAACAUAUAAAAAGAAUCAACAGAAAAAUCAGCAGGUAGAGGAAGAGUUCAGAAAAAUGGAUGAAAGCGUGGAUCGCAUUAGCGCAGAUAUAGAUCGGCACCAAAAGGACAUCAAGUGGAUUAAGGCAGCUCUUAAUGACUUCGAUACAUAAUGGCAGUUUUACUUUUUGAAGAAUUUUUGUUUGUGGUAAUUUCAAAAAAAUUUUUUUAGUGUUCUUAGUUUUAUAACCAAAAUAAACUUAAACGUAUUAUUUUAA
This is a messenger RNA of Drosophila ficusphila, 688 nucleotides long. Its product is annotated as putative OPA3-like protein CG43998. Gene Ontology annotation, biological process: regulation of lipid metabolic process. The record is from RefSeq and is a predicted model, not a curated record. NCBI's taxonomy places the organism in Eukaryota, Metazoa, Arthropoda, Insecta, Diptera, Drosophilidae. The coding region runs from base 122 to 583 and encodes 153 amino acids. Gene Ontology annotation, cellular component: mitochondrion. The transcript is spliced from 2 exons.